Microthlaspi erraticum is the source of this 360-nucleotide messenger RNA. Lineage: Eukaryota; Viridiplantae; Streptophyta; Magnoliopsida; Brassicales; Brassicaceae. The record is from the annotation of a GenBank genome assembly.
AUGUCAAACGGGUUAGACCGCGCGGAAAUGGGCCGAACCACCACGGUUUCACUUAUCCGGCGGAUCAAGCGGGUUGAACCGCUGCGGGCUGAGGGUGGAAACCCUGGUUUUGAGUUCAAGGAUUUGCGCAGCCGCAUGGGUCUUCUUCUUUUGUCGUUUAGCGGACGAAAGUUGAGAAGAGAAGAGUUAAGAGGCGAUUUCCGGCUUUGGAGAUAUCGUUUGAGGCUGUUCGUCGUUGAUUUGGAGCUUGGGCUCGUGUGUGGUGGCUGCUGCGCGGUGGUUCGUCGUGUUCUUCAUUGUGCUUCUUCAUCUCCUUUGAUUUCUUUCGCCCUUCAACCUAGAAUCAAGGUGAGUGCAUGA